AUGAAUGCUGUAUCCUACCUUACAAAUAGGGUGUUACCGCCUAAGUUCGAGGAGAAACACUCUGUGCCCGAAGAGACUGAUCCAGGAAUUACAGGACAAGCUGCGAAGACGGAAAAUAUAAAUUUAGGUCCCGGAUAUGAACAAUCUGAAAAGCCAGAAGCGUACAAAAACAUCUCGAAUCACUCUGUAGGUCCCUCAUCACGGACCAGGAAGUUGGCGAAUAUUACGUGGUCGAUACUAAUUUUUGUACCCAACCUUUUGCUGGUAAAGCCUGCACUGUUUUUCUGGUUUGUCGUGACAUUUCCGCUCAGCCUUGUUGAACGAUCCGGGAAAGAAAAGAGUAAAGCUGAGCUUCCAAUUGAAGCGGAAUCCACAGCAAUAGGGCACUCAACAGGUUGCUUGUCAGGAGGCUCGAGCUUCAAUACCAUUGCGGAGGAAGAAGAUGAUAUGGGAGGCGAAGAAAUGAUUUUGCAACCUGACACAGUAAAGGGUUCCCUAGCUGCGAAGAAACCCAUACCAAAUUCUUCCCUGCCGCCUUCACAACAGCAGGAACAGGAGCAGCUUCUUUCGCCACCUAUCCCGCACACAAAAAGCAACAAGGCCUCUGCCAAAGCGGGUAGCGUCAGGUCCGGGGCGAGCGGCAAUACGGGUGUCGCCCUGGGAUCCCGACGUAUGGGUCGCUUUCUAUUCCCGAAAAAACUGAUCCCACAAUCCAUGCUCAACCGUCAGAAACGUCGCACACUUGUACUGGAUCUGGAUGAGACACUAAUCCACUCGAUGUCGCGAGGAACGUCAUCUAGUAACUCUUCACAGGGCCACAUGGUUGAGGUGAAAUUUGCCGUGAGUGGGAUCUCUACCUUAUAUUACGUGCAUAAAAGACCGUACUGUGACUUUUUUCUGACCAAAGUCAGCGAUUGGUACGAUUUGGUGAUAUUCACGGCUUCUAUGCGAGAGUACGCGGACCCUGUGAUUGAUUGGCUAGAGGGCUCAUUCACAGGUCGCUUUUCGCGACGUUUGUACCGCCAGGACUGCACACUACGCGAUGGCAUCGGCUACAUCAAGGACCUGUCGCUGUUGGCCUCAACACACGCACCUCUCAGCGAUGUGUGCAUCAUAGACAACAGCCCAGUGAGUUACGCCAUGCACGUGGACAAUGCGAUCCAGGUUGAAGGGUGGAUCAGCGAUCCCACCGAUACCGAUCUCCUGAACUUGCUACCGUUUUUGGAGGCCCUACGUUUCACUACUGACGUUCGCAACGUGCUGGCACUGAAGAACGGCGAAAAUGCGUUUGCUAUGUAG
Messenger RNA from Lachancea lanzarotensis, 1299 nucleotides. RefSeq names its product LALA0S02e01508g1_1 (gene NEM1). Gene Ontology annotation, molecular function: protein serine/threonine phosphatase activity. The record is from RefSeq and is a predicted model, not a curated record. The transcript has a single exon. NCBI's taxonomy places the organism in Eukaryota, Fungi, Ascomycota, Saccharomycetes, Saccharomycetales, Saccharomycetaceae. The coding region runs from base 1 to 1299 and encodes 432 amino acids.